AUGUCUAAUGAUUUCGACAAUGAGCAAAAAGAAAGUACCAACUUUAACGAAUUUACUUCUCAAGCAAUCUUUUCUAAUCCAAUAAAAGAAUACCUUUAUGGUUUUUUUGGGCAUAUUUUUGAAACAAAGUACAACACCCAUAUAAGACUCAGAAUCCAAAUAUUUUAUGAAUUGAUUAUAAAUAUCAUAUUUAUACUUCAGCUCUCUACAUUAUCCUGGCAUCCUAGCUUAGAAACAUCUGGCUGGAAUUCUUAUGUAGGUUUUUGGAAGUCAUUUUCUUUUAUAUAAUCACUUGUAUUGAAUUCAAUGAAAAAUAAUAUUAAAAGAAUAAAGUUUUUAUCAAUUAAAUUUCAUCUGGCGACUUUUGAUGGUAUAAGCUAUGACGAAGUUUGUGAAAGUUUUGAAUUAACAGAAUUUUGUUUUUAUGGAACAGUUUCUUUAAUAGGGACUUAUUUAAUUUUUUUUAUUGUUUUUGGAAUUUUUAUGUAUUUAGAAAAAGAAGUCCCAAGGAUAUUUGUAUUUUUUUCUAGAAAAAUUGCCUCGCUGCUUACAUCUGUAUGUGUUAUUCCCAGCACGAUGAUUUUAUUAAUGUUAAUGCUAUAAGCUGAAUAUUUGAAGUCUCUGCUUCCAGAUGCGUGUUGGCAAAAGCGAAUUGAGUGGACUUUCACCUCUGGUAACUCUGAGUCCAGGCCAAACCCCUGGUUUCUCAGUAGUAGGUUGCCCUAUUUGUGCCCGCAUACCCUUGCUGGGCACCACCAUUUCCAACUCAGUCCUUUCGCCCUGGACGGUGCCAUCCUUUUAUAGUAUCCUUCACGCAAGGGACUACCAAUAUGCGAGUCUAGCCUCCUCCCUUUUUCCAGAUCAUUCCUGAGAAAAAACUCAACCACUUCUGUGAUUCGGGGCAAAGCCAUCAAGAGCAGCUUGAGUAGGGAAAUCACCCUGCUCCAUUUCUGGCACCCACUGGCUAGGGCGCUUCUGGAAAAAGAUUCAUGAUUAACUGCUCAAGGAUCAGGCCAAAAAUCAGCGGAUCUGCUCUUCAGCCUGUCGCUUCUAGGCUUCUGAUAUUUCUAACCAUAUAAUUUCUCCUGAAAACCAUGCCCGGAUAUACAUGGGGUACCUUCAUACGAGAGGACGGGUGUCAUCCUCCAUUAAUGUAUAUGCACAAUGAUUUUAAGUGUAGUUAUUAAAUAUUCUUUGAUGAAAAAAGAAAUAAUCGAAGAAUAUUCAAGGACAGCUUCCUCUGAAAUUUAUAAUUUUGGGGUUUUAGGGAUACUUAUAGGAAUUUUCUGCUUGCUGGUACUGAUUUUUAUAAAUUGAUUUUGUGAAGCUUUUUCUUGUGAUAUGAGGCACUCGAAUUUCAAGAAAAAUAUAAAAGCAAGAUCCUGCUCAAAACUUGACUUAAAAAAGCGCUGGUUUAAUAUAAUGAUAUGCAUACUAUACGUAUACAUUGGGAAUUGAAAUGCCUGGAUAUACCAAAUCAUUUUUUUCUUUUUUUGCUUUUAUUUAUGUCUGCGCAGUAUUCAGCUUUUGCAAUAUUUCAAUAUAAUUGAGAACUGUAUUCAUGCUUGCAAAAUGGCAUCUGUUUCAUGCACUUUAGUAAUCCUAUUGUUUGGAGAGCUAGUUGAUAAUGCACUAAUUAUUGUUUUGCUUCAUUUAUUUGUUCUGCCUUUUGCUAUUUGUCUAACAUAUAAGAUUAUUCAGAGAAAAUAUGAAAAAAUGCCAGAUAUAGAGAAAACCAAUACUAACAUUGGAUUAUAUUAAGAAUUAUAAUGUUUAAUGUCCAAUAUGGGUAGCCGUCUCCAGAGCUGCUACUAUAUUUUUUUCACGUGUUGGGUCCAUGGAAUCUGCAUCUAUCCACUUUGUUUAACCAAGACACGGAUCUAUACAGAGUUCUGGCUUCGAGGGGUUGUGUUGCCUUACCUUCCUUGACUCAGCUCCUGGGCAUGCUCCGCAUAAGGGUUACCUUCCUCGGGCGUGCUGAGAGCUAAAACUUCUAUCUUCUAGAUGUACUUGGAGAAGUGCCUCGGCUUAUCUGCCAGAGUAAAACUGCUGUUACUGUACAGAAGUUCUCACUCCAACCUUUAAAUUGGAACAAAAAAUCUUGUUCCAAUUUAAAGGGGGGUUAAGAAAAUUUUUUAAAAAAAUAUAAAAUUUUAUAAAACAAAAAAUUAUAUAAAAAUUUUUAAAAAAAUUCAAAAAUUUAUCGAAUUAAUAUAAUAAAUUUGUUUAAUAAAAUGCUAUUCACUCUUCAUUCUUUAAAACAAAGCAAGAUAUAAAUAAAUUUUUAUUAUUAGUUAAUACGCCACUAUUAAUUGUAUCAAAAACUAUUUACACAAAAAUUUAUUAUUUUUAUUUGAUAAGAAAAAAAUUUAAAAAAAUUUCGAAAAUUUAUCGAUCAAAUUGCUAAUUUUGUCUAAAUAAGAUGCUAUUUAUACUCUAUUCUUUAUAAUAAAGCAAGAAAUAAGUAAAUUCUGUAAUUUUGUAAAGAAUUUCGCAAUGAAUUUAUAUAAAAAUUAUUUAAAUACAAAUAUCAUUUUUAUCAAAAAAAUAAAAAUAUUUUUUAAAAAAUUUUUAAAAAAUAAAUAUAAAUCUUAAAAAUUUAGAAAUUAAGGAUAAUAGAUUUAUUUAAAUAAGAUGCUCUUUAUACUCUCUUCAUUAAACAAGAGCAAGAUAUAACUAAAUUUUUAAUUUUAGUUAAGAAGAAACAUUUAACUUAUAUCAAAACAUUUUAGAUAAAAAUCAUAUAUAAUUUUUUAUUAUAAAAUUAAAUUUUGUUCAAAUUUAAAGGGGGUUGAUUUACCAAAAAAGUGAAAUUUUACUUAUAUUUUGCUCCAAUUUAAAGGGGGGGAGUCAGAAGAAAACCUAACCCCAUAAAUAAAUUGCUUGAGGGAGAGAAAAUUAGCGAAGCUAAUUUUAUUCGAACCGAAUGCCAUUUUAUUUAUAACCAAUACUAACACAAUUUGAUUUUGAGCAGAAAUAUAGGAGUAUUUUGACUAAUAGUAAAUAUGAAAACAAAAAUCAGGUUAUUGAAAUAUUUAAAGCAUUAUGACAGCUGCCAGGGUUUCAUAAAGAUAAAUUGUUUGUAAUAUGAGAAUUUAACUAUUGCUAUUUUAUUAUGAAAGAUGAAAGAUUAGCAAGAAUAAAACUUACGAAAAUCGCAGAUACUAAAUCAUCAUUUGAAGGAGAUAUACAAGAAUGAAGACUUUUUAAUUGGCUUUUCAGAGAGCACAAAUCAUCAUUUAAUGAUAUAGAUCACUUAAAGUACUUAAAAGAUUUUAGUAAAAUUAAAAAAAAUGAUGAAGAGCUUUGCUUGAUUUUAACAGAACUGCAAGCUGAAUUCUCAUCAAAAAAUCCUAGACUGGAUAAGUUAUCCCAUUUAGUGGACCGUACAGCUGAAAAUAUAUACUUCUUGAGUGAUGGAUAUAAUAGCUUGAUAGAGAAAUAUAAAAACUCGGAAGUAUUUGAAUAUUAUGCGACCUUUCUUGAUGCGAUAGUAAAUAACGAGGAUAUAUUAUUAGUAUGGAGGAGGCGAGCACAUAAUCUUUUGGUGCAAUUUCCUAAAUACCUGCAGGGAACACCUAGGAGGAGCUAAGCCGAGAAACAGGUAUGGCAAUCUUAAUAUAUGCGUGCAGAGGUUUCUACGUGCUACAAGGCAUAGUACCUGGGACAGGGUUUUUUUCUGAUAUAGAACUGAAAAAGCAUUUGAAUCUAGUGCGAUACUGGAGGUUGUGCCCUAGGUCCUACGCCUUUAGAAACAGAAGCUCUAGAACAAGUCAGAUUGUCCGAGCUUGGAGCGAAGCAGUCGUUGUCAGCUUCUUAUUCGGUGACAGAUAGACUUGCAUAGGUGGAAAUCCUUGGCUGGCUUUGAAUAAGAUACUUAAUUGAAUUUAAAUAACCAUGAGGAAGCUGAUUUUAUUAUCAGGAAAAAAAGCACUAUAAAUUUUUUCAGUCAACAAAAUUAUGAAAGAAAUCUUGAAAAUUAUGGCAAAGACCUUCCUACAAUUCUCGCUUCAUGCUCUAGCGAAAAUUUUGGUACUAUUGUAUAUAUCAAUGAUAAGGCUUCUCAGCUUCUGAUGUCAUCUAUGGGGAACAUCAUAGGCUUAUCUAUAUUAAAUUUUAUUCCUCAACCGUAUAGCUUACGUCAUGAAAAAUUAAUGAAAGAUUUUAUAUUUAAUUGCAAUUCAACAGAAAUUUUAUCCCACGAUACAUUAUUUUUCUUACAAAACACUGGUUAUCUUCUUGAAUGCAAUUUUAUGAUAAAACUAACUGCAUUUCAUAACUGCGCUUAUUUUUUAAUAUCAUUUAGAGAGUGCUCUAUACAAAGACAGCUUGCCUUGAUUUCAGAAGAAGGGAUAAUUUUAUCAUAUACAGAAGGAUUUUUAAAAUAUUUUGGCUGAGAAGGGAAAAAUAUCAAAGGUAAUAUUUUAUCCGAUAUAAUUCCUAUAUCUGACUUAUUCAAGAUGAAAGAAGCUGAGCCAUUUACAUUCAAGCUAAAUGAUCGUGAAAUAGCUAUGACUUACAUAACGAAAACUAUAAAAACAAAAAAUAUUCAUAUGAUUGUAAUAAUUGACAAUAUAAAUGAAUUUCAAAAGGGGAAAGAAGACAGACCUCAAGUUUUGGCAGGACCAAUUGAACCAGUUUAUUCAGAUGAAGAUGAAAAUGAAUGAGCAGCAAAAGAACAUCAAGAAAUAGCAUUCAAUUCUACAGAUUAUUUAGCACCAACAAAAACUUAUGAAAAUCCAGAUACCACGAUCUUUACAUAUACUCAUGAUAGUCAGCAGGCAGACCAUAUAUUUGAGGUGAAAAAUUUAAUGGAAAAAAAAUCAGACUCCGAAAGCAGAUCGAGAGGUGGAUCAGGGAAUACUCAUCACAAAGCAAAAAAGCUACUUAUGGACUCGAAAAGAAAAAUAAGGGUGCUGCAGCUUGUAUUGUUUUUGGUGGUAAUGAAUAUUUAGAUGUUUUCUGUCAUAAUAACUGACGUUGCCAUAUUAAUUUAUAUGGGAAGCGACGUAUCUUAUACAAGUACUUUAGGCUCCUUUCAAAAUUUUGGCAGACUGGUAUACGAUUUUGAGCUCUCUGCUGAUCUUGCACUCACCAUUACUGCAGUAUAUAUAUAUGGUGGAUCAAAAGAACAACUAGAUUCAGAGCUCAGCAAAUUAAAAGACCUUAUUGAUGAUUUAGAACAAAUUAAAGGGUCUCUUUUCAAAGAUUUCGAACAAUGAAGUUAUUGUCCUCACUCAAAAGUUGUCAGAGAACCUUCAAUAUUACUAUGAUACUUCGAGCAAAAAACACCACAAAACAAGAAAGAAAAUCUCUAUGAUACUGUAGCAAACUACAUUUACAAUGUACGAUAUAUAUAGGCAAAAAACUUUAUCUCAGCUAUAAAUGCAGACGAAGGCUACUGACAUCAUGGUAAAUUUUUAUAUGUAAAUGGGUUAGGUGGAAUUUUUCACGAUGCUGAUAGGAUAAUGGAUGGAUUGGUGGACUGUGAAAUUGAGAGGGUAAAAAGCACUGGAGUUAAUAUUAACAUUCUUUUGAUAUCUGGGUUCUGCACUCUUGGAGUUUUGGUCUUGAUUAUUAUUGGCUAUAUUAUGCUUGUAGCAAAAAAAGUAUAGAAAUUGCCCGAGGAUCGGCUCCACAUGGGAAUGAUUUUCCACAUGUGGAGCAAUUCUUUCACACGUGAGAAUCCUGACUUCCACGUGUGAAAAAAAUGCUCCACACGUGGAAAAUCGUUCCGGUGUGGAGCCGAUUCUCGGGCAAUUAGUAUAGAUGAAUUUUGAAAUUUCACUUUAAACAGUGUGCAAUGGGCUAUGCUUCAGCUAAAAUGCUGUGCAAUGGACAGGCUGGCAACAACACAUGGGCUCGAAUGCAAGUUAGAAACUAGUCCAGAAUCUCAAAGAAACACUUCUCACACAAGAAAAGUGAAAGGUACACUUUACUUGCAAUACAUUUGAAGAAUAAUGCUUUUCUUUGCUGUUGCUGCGUCUUAUUAUUUAUUGAUUUUCAACUAUUUCUACCCUAUACUAGAUCAAAUGAUGACUACUCGUCCUUCUUUGCUCAACAAUUUUAUUAUCAGAAGAGCUUUGCUUAUGAGAUUAUCUCUCUUUUCAAGGGACCGGGUUGUUGAUUUUAUCUAUCAUUUCGUGCCUGAAUUUUACGAUUAUGCUCAGAGCCUGCCAGAGGAAGCAACUAUAAUUGAAUAUAUAGAUACUCUAACAGUAAAAUUACGAUCUAGAAAAUACUCAAAACUCCUCUCAAAAGACUUAAAACAAAAAAUUUAUGAGCAAAAUAAAUUGAGCUAUAAAUUUAUGGAUUAUGGAUCUGAUUCAGCUAUGCAGGCUAUGAUUGGUGAUAUUGAAGAUGUAGGAUUUUUCAAAACUGGCACUAUACAGUUUUAUUUAGAUUUUGUUGAUAAAAUUAUAGUCCUAGCAAAUGAAAUUAAGAAUGAAUUUGUACUUGCAGAUAGAGAUUCAUAUAAUAUUAUCGACGGACAAUUGGAAAAUAUUGUAAAUACAACGAUAAUUUACUGUUUAGCUUUAUGUAUAUUUAUAAAAUAUGAUCAAUAA
Blepharisma stoltei is the source of this 6566-nucleotide messenger RNA. The record is from the annotation of a GenBank genome assembly. NCBI's taxonomy places the organism in Eukaryota, Ciliophora, Heterotrichea, Heterotrichida, Blepharismidae.